This is a messenger RNA of Paramormyrops kingsleyae, 2944 nucleotides long. Its product is annotated as ran-binding protein 3-like. The record is from RefSeq and is a predicted model, not a curated record. Gene Ontology annotation, biological process: protein export from nucleus. NCBI's taxonomy places the organism in Eukaryota, Metazoa, Chordata, Actinopteri, Osteoglossiformes, Mormyridae.
UGAUGAAAUACGGAAAACGCUUUUACACAACAAAUCCUUCAACUUACUGUUGAGGAGGCACUGACUGGUGCCUCUAAGCAUGUGUGAGGUGUCCGUGUGCACACCCACUUAUCCAAGCUGCGCUUCCAAAUCGGGAAAGCAUGGCACACAGUCCAGUUUUUACCCAUUCAUUUCUACGUCUCCUGCCAACAGGAUCGAACAGAAACAUUACCGAAUAAUACUGGAUUUACAGAAUUCGUUUCAAUUUAUCACAUUCUGGACUCAGCUUAUGCUGUAGAUGACGGACAGACAUCGUCUACCACUAAGGAUCAUUCAGGAUUUUCAUUCACUUUCUACAUUUACUUUUGACACAGUUUCUCUAAUCGAUCGCUCUUUUUUUGUGUGAAUAUGAGAGAUAACGAACUUUAUUCGGGCACCGACGGCGCGGUCUGCCCUAAUAUCGCGCUUUUAGGCUCCGCUCCGAAGCGCAUAAACCCAUCGGCUUCUCCUUCGAUAAAGGAGUUUGUACCCAGGAGAUCCUGCGGAGUCCCCGCCGCUGGGAUGGAUGCGGACAGGCACGUCGCCGUGUCCAGAGACAAACCUGUGAUUGCACCAGCUGUCUUCGUCUUUCAGAAGACCCCCCCCACCCAGAAGAGGUGGGCUGAAGACGGUGAAGAAGGAGCAGAUUUGGGGGCCGUUGCAUCCAAGAGGAGGCGAUCCUUAACGUUCCCGUCCGUGAGGCCCAGGUGCAGAAAAGGCUAUGAAAGACGAACUCGGACCAGUUCCAUUUCCUUUCCUACUCCUGCCUCAGGUUUCCCUCCAGUCCAGCAAAGGAUGCUUUUGAGACCCACUACUCUCCCAGCACCACAGCCAUGGAGCUCCCCUUACCAGCCGUCACUGCCUGAGAUGGGCCUGGGGCCCAGCGAACAGGCUGUGGUAGAAAUGGGCUGGGACAGUUCUGCAAGGACUGUGCCGCUGAUGCCGUGUGAUCCACGAAUUCUCCGUGACAAAAUCCCGUUUGUGUUUGGGGAAAAUAUGAGUGAACGAGUCCUGAGUCCAUCCAAGUGCAGUGAGGACUCCUCUGUCUCCAGCUCGGACUGCUCUGACUCCGAACUAUCUGAUGAAAAUCCCUCAUACCCAAUGUCUGAGGGGAGAACACUUUUGGAAUCUGCUGCAGCCUACACUGCGGCCCAUAGGGGGCGAUGUCUGCUCAAGCACAUUCAGGUGGUCACUGGGGAAGAGCAGGAGAGCAACGUUGUACAGCUGACCUGUAAGCUGUUUGUGCUGGAGAGGAGGACACAGUCAUGGAGCGAGAGGGGGAGGGGGAUCCUUCGGCUGAACGACAUGGUGACAGGUUCCCAAGGCCGUCUGCAGUCGCGCUUAGUGAUGAGACACCAGGGCACUCUCAAGCUUAUCCUCAAUUCCAGGCUGUGGCCGCACACUCAGGUCCGCCGCGCCGCCCGCCGCAGCCUGCAGGUGACGGCCAGCGACCUGGAAAGCCACACCCUCCGCGUCUUCCUGGUCCAGGCCAGCGCCAGGGACGCUGCACGGCUGUACGUGGCCAUCCAUCACCGACUCGUCGCCCUGCGCUCCCAGCACCGCGACGUGGAGGAUGACGAUGGAGAGGACGCCACGAAGCCAGGGCAGGCAGAGAAGCAGGAGGAGGACGUGACCCGAGUCCCACAGAGUGUUGGCCUUCAUCUCCGCCCCACAUUAACUGAGCUGCCAUCCAUUAAUGAAGCAGUGGUUCAGUAGUUGAGGAUCUGGAAGGUCGCCACUUUGAAUCCCAUGGCUGGCAGGGAAAUCAUAUCACCAUUGGGGCCAUGAGUGAGACCCUUAACCCCAAGAACUUCCCCAAAAAGUUUCACUGUUGUGUCGUGUUAUGGCAAAUAUGAAAACCAUAUGUACCUAUACCUGUGCUUGUACAAAUUCAGCAUGGUUGUCAUUCAGGAUGAAGCAGUGUAACUGUACAGUGUGGCAUCUGUUACCCAGAAUCCUUGAAAUGGCCAUAUGGAUUCCACAGGUGGGUGUGACAGGAAGUGCAAUGGUCCCUCUAAGUGAUCCUGGUGUUGUCAUCAGGGGUGUAAUCUCAGUGAUGUCAUCACAGGCCUGGGGUGAUCCCUGCGGGGACUGUGCUGCCCCCUUCUGCAGGCCUUCCAGAGUUAGCACCUGCUAACGGGACAUUAGCUAACAGCUGAUGCUUGUAUUUAAGUACUUGUGUAUACAGAUUUUUUUAAUUCUAAUAUCUCCUGCUACCUAGUAUGAUCCAUUGUAGCAUCGUGCCUGUAUGCCAUGUGCUUAUAGGAAACUGUCCUGUACAAUAAUAAUUUUGGGGAGUAGUGAUUUGAACACAUUUGUACUUUUUUAUAUAAAUUAAUGCCAUUCAUACCAACUGAAAGCAUGUAAAAACAUGCUAAAAUAAUAUAAGCAAAUUAUUAUCUGUACAUAUUUGAAGUGAAUGAGUAAUCUCAGUUGAAUUUAUUUGUAUUCAUUUUUCGCAAGUUAUGAAUGUGUGGCUUCAGGAACAACCAGCCUUUGUUCAGUGGCCUUCAGUGUUCAAAAUCAUUGUUACUGUCUGGAUUCCGGAUUCUUUUAGUACCUCCUAUCUACAUGAUUUAUAUUCAUAAGCAGCUUGUUUUCCAGUCCAGUCUGGGUCACUGAUAUUUAUUUGUAACUUCCGUAUUUUGAAUUCUUCGUGUUCCUCUGUGUAAAAUUUACUGUAACUCGAAAUAGGUUUUUUGUUUCAUUGUUAAGGGCUGUUAUCGUCUUUCAUCUGGCGUUUUUUAAGUCUCAGUUUUUAUUUACGAGUUUGUUGCAAUAAGAAGGAAUUUAAUUAUAUAAACUUUUCUCCAUAUUUGCAGUCGUUGUAUUGUUGCAUUCGAUCUGGCUGUUUAUUUUGUUAAAAUGCGUUAAAAUGCCGUCUUCCGUUCAUUUGCUCCAUUAUUAAAUGAUUAUAUUUUAUUUA